AUGGAGAAAUCCUUUCUCCGCAAACGGAAAGAGGAAAUAGUUUUGAAGAAAACGCGAAAAAGCGUUCACUUCCCUCAUCACCACUUCACUCACCCGGCGACAUUUCCUUUCGACGGUUAUAUUUCCAUUUCUUUCUUUCUUUCUUUCUUUCUUUUUUUUUCUUUCUUUCUUUCUUUCUUUCUUUUUUUUUUUUCUUUCUUUCUUUUUUUUCUGCCUUUUUUUUUUUUUUUUUCUUUUCUUUUUCUUUAUCUUUUAUUUCAGAAGUUCUUUAAUUUCCGCUCUUUUCUAUCUUUCUCAUUCUCUAAAUUUUUAAAAUCUUCAUUUUUUUUUUUAAUUCCUUUCCUUCUUCAUUUCUUUUCCCUUUUUUCUUCUUUUCUUUGUGUCAUUUUUUUUAUUCCUUUCCUUCUUUUUUUUUUUUUUCUUUCUUUUUUUCUCAUUUUUUUUUUCUUAUUUCUUUAUUUUUCUUUCUUUCUUUCUCGCUUUCUUUCUUUCUUUCUUUCUUUCUUUCUUUGUCUUCUUUCUUUCUUUCUUUUUCCUUCCUGCCUUUUUUCUUUUCUUUUCUUUAUUUCUUUAUUUCAGAGUUCUUUAAUUUCCGCUCUUUUCUAUCUUUCUCAUUCUCUAAAUUUUUUAAAAUCUUCAUUUCUUUUUCCCUUAUCUUCACGUGUCAUUAUUUUCUAUGCUUUUCUUUCUUUCUUUUUUCUUUUAUCUUUCUUUCUUUCUUUCUUUCUUUCUUUGUCUUCUUUCUUUCUAUCUUUCUUUUUUCUUCAAAUAACUGUCUUCUUUUCUUUGAAAUUAAGUUUCACUCAUUCUCUUUAUCUUCAUGUUUUUGACAAAUCUUCAUUUUACUUCCUUUUCUUUUCACGUAUCAUUCUUUUCUUUUCUUUUUUGAAAGAUCUUAAUCUUCUAUGCUUUCUUUCUUUCUUUCUUUCUUUCUUUCUUUUUUCUUAUUUGUUUUAUUUUUACUUAUUUUCCUCGCCCUUCGUAAUUGUUCCGCAUUUUAACCGGUUUUUUCUUUCUUUUGUUUCUUUCUUUCUUUACAUUAUCUCUAUCCCUUUCUUUCUUUUGUCUCUUUCUUUCUUUACAUUAUCUCUAUCCCUUUCUUUCUUUUGUUUCUUUCUUUCUUCCUUUCUUUCAUUGCAUUAUCUCUAUCUUUUUCUUUCUUUUGAUUCUUUCUUUCUUUCUUUGCAAUAUCUCUAUCCUUUUCUUUCUUUCUUUCUUUCUUUCUUUCUUUCUUUCUUUCUUUCUGUACAUUAUCUCUAUCCCUUUCUUUCUUUUGUUUGUUUCUUUCUUUGCAUUUUCUCUAUCCUUUUCUUUCUUUUGCUUCUUUCUUUCUUUGCAUUAUCUCCUUUUCUUUCUUUUCUUUCUCUCUUUGAAUUAUCUCUAUUCUUUUCUUUCUUUUCUUUCUUUCUUACUUGCAUUGCAUUAUCUCUAUCCUUUUCUUUCUGUGUUUUUACGAUUAGAUUUCAACUAAUGCCUUCCUUCCUUCCUUUCUUCUUUCUAUCUUUCCUUCAUUCAUUCUUUCUUUCUUUUCUUCACUUUUUAAAAUUUGUUCAUUCAAACCGAUUUCCGUAUAAAGUUUUCAGCUUCAUCUCUCUCUUUCUUUUUCUUUUUUCUUUCUAUAAUUUUCCUUUUUUUCUAUACUUUCUUUCUUUCUUUUUUGCUUGCUUUCCUGCUUUUUUCUUUCUUCUAUCGAUUUUCUAUAAUUGUUUCUAUUUUUUUAAAACUUAUUUUUUAAAUAUUUUUUCUCUUUUUCUUUCUUUUUGUCUUUUCUUAGUUUUUUUCUUUUUUUUCCUUUUUUAUUUCUUUUUUCGAUCAUUUUUCAUUUUUUUUUAUAUUUUCCUUGUUUUCUAUUCUUUCUUUCUUUCUUUCUUUCUUUCGGUCUGUAUGUCUUUCUUCUAUCGGUUUUCUGUAAUUUUCUUUCUUUUUUUAAAAUAUAAUUUUAUUUUUCUAUUCUAA
This is a messenger RNA of Acanthosepion pharaonis, 1956 nucleotides long. The record is from the annotation of a GenBank genome assembly. NCBI's taxonomy places the organism in Eukaryota, Metazoa, Mollusca, Cephalopoda, Sepiida, Sepiidae.